This is a messenger RNA of Ustilago hordei, 1296 nucleotides long. RefSeq lists its product as uncharacterized. The transcript has a single exon. Lineage: Eukaryota; Fungi; Basidiomycota; Ustilaginomycetes; Ustilaginales; Ustilaginaceae. Bases 1 to 1296 code for a protein of 431 amino acids. Gene Ontology annotation, molecular function: zinc ion binding; nucleic acid binding. The record is from RefSeq and is a predicted model, not a curated record.
AUGUCUAAUCCAAUCUACUUGGACUAUGACGACUUUGUUGAAACAAUCCAUGAUCUCCUACCACGUCUGCCGAAGAUCCUCCAAAACAGGUUCAAUCGAGAGAUAGUGAAUGAAACCUAUGGUACCCCUACUGCCCCAAAAGAUGGCACACUACUGAAGUAUGCUAUGGGGGAAGGCAAUGAGGAACAAACCAUCUCACCUCUAUCCAUCCUAAUCGAAUGUGUUAGUAGCCUUUACAAAGCAAUGCACAACCUCGGCCCAUUCGCUAGCCGAAUUGAACUUGGUAAAGGGAUGCGAGCUAGAGUGGUCCUCUUCCUCGCCAAUGAGGAGUGGGAUGUGAACUGUAUACUUGACCUCAAGAUCGAGGGUCUGGUCGAAGCUGCCUGGAAUAUUGAACGACACUACCACCCUGUUAAGAGUGAAGCGCCAACAUCAGCUAGAGGCAACACUCCCACUCUAGACUUAAAUGUCACCAGCUGUCAUCUCGUUGGGUAUGAAGCUACGCCAGGGCCUACUCCAGAGCUUAAUGCCAUCAUAAACCAUCACCUCAAGGUACUUUCGGGCCUCAAUGACAGAAUGAAGUGGGACAAACGAGACCUCCUCGAUCCGAGGGAAGUCUCCGUGCAUGUUUGGCAAUGCAAGAUAUUCACCUUGUUGUCGGUUGUCCCUUUCACACGAAAUGUUCUCAACCGAAAGGUGGUGACUUUUGAGGAUGCUGAUUCUAUACUUAGCUCAAUCAUCAUGCAUAGCUUCUCAAAUAAGUUGUGCACAGAAUACUUUGCCGAAUAUGGCGAUCGACCAAUACCGAUCGCUGUAGAUCUAUUCGAAUGGGCACUAAACAAGUGUAAAGCAUACUCCACCGCUAAAGAAUACGAGCUCUGCAGCGCCACCUAUGGGUUAUGUUGGGACCAGAUUGGAAGUCAUGCUUAUGACUUCCUAACCAAAUGGGAAGCCCAUGUGUCGGAGCUUCAUACAUACCUACAGGAACCUUGGACACUGGAUUAUCACUACAGGACACUCAAGCACGCCCUACCUUCAGACAAGAAUGCACUAUUUAACUCAGUGUUUAUAUUGCAUGAGAAACUCAAUGGAAAGGAUCAAACAGCCGAAAGUGUAGCUGACAUCCUAAGUCAGUGCUAUGAGCUUGCCGCUGAGAGUGCGCCUGUGCAUCUAUCCCCUAUAGCCAAGGUGUCUGAACUUACUGCAUUGCGAGCAGCUACAUUGAUUAACUGCUGGGCUUGCGGGGACCUUGGCCACGUGGCUAAUAGAUGCCCAGAUGCCGAAGCCCAUGCAUGA